UCUCUUCAUACACAUUCCUGGCGGUGACGUCAUUUCCGCACAGUGUGGGUGUCUCCGGCCCAGGGAUGAGGUUGUGAGCUGUGACCUGUGUUGGGGCGGCCCGGGGCCGGGUGCUGCUGCUACUGGGGGCCGAGCAGCGCAGGAUCGGGGGGGGAAGGAGGGUCCAUUAUGUGCGCCUCGGUCAAGUACAACACCCGGGGUCCAGUCCUGAUCCCCAGAAUGAAGUCUAAGCACCGCGUCUACUACAUUGCCCUCUUCUCCGUCGUGCUCCUGGGCCUCAUCGCCACGGGCAUGUUUCAGUUCUGGCCGCACAGUAUCGAACCGUCCGCCGACUGGAUCGCCGAGAAGCGCAGCGUCCACGACGUGCCGGCCGUCAAGCUGUCAGAGAGCAGCCCGCUGCCGGAGAGGGGAGACCUGAGCUGCCGGAUGCACAUGUGCUUCGACGUGUACCGCUGCGGCUUUAACCCCAAAAACAAGGUCAAAGUUUACAUCUACCCUUUAAAGAAGUACACGGAUGAGUAUGGGAGCACGGUGGGCGGCACUAUCUCCCGGGAGUACAAUGAGCUGCUGACUGCUGUAUCUGAGAGCGACUUCUACACCGAUGAGGUCACCAGAGCGUGCCUGUUCCUGCCGUCUAUCGAUGUGCUGAAUCAGAAUAACCUGAGGAUUAAGGAGACGGCGCAGGCCUUGGCCAAGCUACCCAGAUGGGACCAUGGUACAAACCACUUGUUAUUUAAUAUGCUGCCUGGCGGCCCCCCGGACUAUAACACCGCUCUGGAUGUGCCCCGAGACAGAGCGGUUCUGGCCGGAGGAGGAUUCUCGACAUGGACGUACCGCCAGGGUUAUGACGUCAGUAUUCCUGUAUACAGUCCUCUCUCUGAAGUGAACUUACCUGAGCGGCACCCUGGUCCCCGCACUUUCUUCCUCGUCUCGUCCCAGACGGCCGUGCACCCCGAGUUCCGCGCCGACCUCGAGACCAUCCGAGCAGAGAACGGAGAGUCCGUCUUGAUCCUUGACAAAUGUAGCAAUCUGUCUGACGAUUCGCCGCCCCAUCGCAAGCGCUGUCACAAGAACAAUGUCUACGACUAUCCACAGGUCCUGCAGGAAACCACGUUCUGCUUGGUCCUCCGCGGGGCCCGCCUUGGACAGGCCGUUCUCAGUGACGUCUUGCAGGCCGGUUGUGUACCAGUUAUUGUUGCGGAUUCAUAUAUUUUGCCUUUUUCUGAGGUUCUGGACUGGAAGAGAGCAUCUGUGGUGAUCCCAGAGGAGAAAAUUCUGGAAAUGUUCAGUAUCUUGCAGAACCUCCCACAGCGACAAGUGGAAGAGAUGCAAAGACAGGCUCGUUGGUUCUGGGAAGCUUAUUUUAGGUCCAUGAAAUCCAUUGCUCUGACUACACUACAGAUCAUCAAUGACAGAAUCUACCCGUAUGCAGCGAGGUCAUAUGAAGAGUGGAACGACCCUCCAGCUGUGAAAUGGAGCAGCGUGAGCAACCCCCUCUUCCUGCCGCUGAUCCCACCUCAAUCUCAGGGGUUCACCGCUGUGGUGUUGACCUACGACCGUGUCGAGAGCCUCUUCAGAGUCAUCACAGAGGUGUCCAAGGUCCCCAGCCUCUCCAAGCUCCUGGUGGUGUGGAAUAACCAGAAUAAGAGUCCACCAGAAGAAAGUCUAUGGCCCAAAAUCCGGGUUCCCCUGAAGGUGGUGAAGACGACAGAGAAUAAGCUGAGCAAUCGCUUCUUUCCUUAUGAUGAAAUUGAGACGGAGGCGGUGCUCGCCAUCGACGAUGACAUCAUCAUGUUGACGUCUGACGAGCUGCAGUUUGGCUAUGAGGUAUGGAGGGAGUUUCCUGACCGGCUUGUUGGAUAUCCAGGACGCCUCCACCUAUGGGACCAUGAGAUGAACAAAUGGAAGUACGAGUCCGAAUGGACCAAUGAAGUGUCGAUGGUGCUGACCGGAGCCGCAUUUUAUCAUAAGUACUUCAAUUACCUGUACACCUACAAAAUGCCCGGCGACAUCAAGAACUGGGUGGACGCCCAUAUGAACUGUGAAGACAUCGCCAUGAAUUUCUUGGUCGCCAACGUAACGGGGAAGGCGCCUAUCAAGGUGACGCCUCGCAAAAAGUUCAAGUGCCCCGAGUGCACCGCCAUCGAUGGGCUGUCGCUGGAUCAGACUCAUAUGGUUGAAAGGUCAGAAUGUAUUAAUAAAUUUGCCACCGUAUUCGGCACCAUGCCCCUGAAGGUGGUGGAACACCGCGCCGACCCCGUGCUCUACAAAGACGACUUCCCCGAGAAGCUGAAGAGUUUCCCCAACAUCGGCAGCCUCUGAUCGAGAGCGUGUAGUCUGUCUGACCGCUAUGACAUCAUCAGUCCCCGCCCCCCCCGCCUGUCUUUACAUCGCAGAACUUUCUCGAGACGUGUUUUAUAUCUGACUGCUGGAUCGAGUGGCGUCUGCGCAAUACUGUAAAUAUCUGCCAUUGUGGAUCUCUGGGGUCAUGUAUACGGAACUUUACAGUAAUGGCGUAAUUCCUGAAGUACGAUGGCGCCAGUGUUACCAUGUUGGACGACCCAUGUAUGGAGCCAGGAGCCAGUUUGGUAUCCAGGGUACUUGGGUUACCGCCACAACCAGAUACUGUUUACAGCAGAGACGAUAUAACAGGCGACUGCAGGAGAACGCUGCCUGUUCGGUCACGUCAUUUCAGCGCCAUUUUGUACCCCAUGGAAUUGUCGCCGUCUUAACAAUAGAAGAGAACAGGAAAUAUUCUGUAUCCAUUUUUUAUUAUGUGAUUUUAUUAUUAUAAUUUUUUUUUUUAAUAAAGGGGUCCUCCACUGCCCCAGUGUCCGGAACAUUUAGUUCCGAACAAUUUGUGCGGGCUGCGGGAGUCGUGAGGUAAUGGCCUCGCCCCCAUGAUGUCAUGCCACGCCCCCUUCAAUGCAAGUCUAUGGGAGGGGGUGUGGCGAAUGCCACGCCCCCUCCCAUAGACUUGCAUUGAAGGGGGCAUGGCAUGAUGUCACGGGGGCAUUCCGAAUUAAAUGUUCCAGACGCUGGGGCAGUGGAGUACCCCUUUUAAUCCUCCCCCCUCCCUCUAGUCACAACCAAAGCUGCGUUUACCUUUCUGCAGGAAGUUGGCAGAGAUAUCUGUUCAGAUGUGACCGAUUUGUCAUCUGAGCUCCCACAAUGCACUGCUGUCUGGUGACGGGAAUCCGGCAGAAUUUUGAAGGCAGGUUUGGCAGUGACUGGAGUAGGCACGUAAGGUAAGUAACGUAUUGGCCAUGUAGCUUAGUGUUUUAGGUGGAUAUACACUGUGGAAAUGUUGUGGAGUUAUUUCCGUUUUUAAGUUGUUUUAUCCUAAAUAUUUUUGUAUAUUCAUUGUUGAGAUUUUCUGCUUUUACAGAUCGGCUGCACGACCACAGAUCUGAUUUUAUUUUUUAAUAUAUUUUAAUGAUUUAAUAUUGA
Hyla sarda is the source of this 3450-nucleotide messenger RNA. It is a transcript of the gene EXT2, whose product is annotated as exostosin glycosyltransferase 2. The coding region runs from base 169 to 2322 and encodes 717 amino acids. Gene Ontology annotation, molecular function: glycosyltransferase activity. The record is from RefSeq and is a predicted model, not a curated record. The transcript has 14 exons. Gene Ontology annotation, cellular component: membrane. Lineage: Eukaryota; Metazoa; Chordata; Amphibia; Anura; Hylidae.